UAUACUUCAAUUGUCCAAAUUCAUUUUUAAAAAAAAGUUAUAAACAAAAGUCAAAAAGGUGGCCGACCUAGACUAUGUUCCCCUAUAUAAACAAAUUUGAAAAUGAUGAAAAAGUUAAAAACUUUAUAACCUAUAUUUGUAGCAGCUCGAAUCAAGAAAAAAUUGUAUACAUAAUUUGUCUUCUAACGUAUAACGACAAUAACAAACAUAACCAAGAAUUUAAAAUUUUAAGACUAUUACAAAACGUUAUCUUGCAUUAUUAUUAUGAUUAUGAAAAGUUGUGGUUUUCAAUAUUAGAAUCAAUUUAUAAAAGCAGAUUUACUGAGAGUAAGAAACUACUGUUGAUGAAAGCACAAAAACAUUAUGAGGCAAUAUUGAGAAUCGAUGAAAAAAAACAAGAUCUUAUGAGGGAAGCUUUUCACAUGGUGAACAAUUCUCUAAAUUCACAAAUUGAUCAUUCAUGUAAUUCAUUAAAUAAUGGAACCUAUAAAUUGCAUCUUCAAGGAAAUGUCAUUAAUUUUAGUGAUAUUUUAUACACACAAUAUUGUCCUGGAAAAGUGACAGUUUUGGAAAUGUUUGCUUUUGAUAAAAUUAUCAUUGAUUACGAUCUGAUUAGUAAUGAAUUGCAACAAGUCAUUAUAUUAGCACCAAAUUGGGAAAUUAUUUCAAACAGAAUUAUACGUUUAGAAGGUGCUCCUGGAGAAAAUAGUUGGAAGGCGGGAACAUUUUCUGAUCGCAUAUAUGGUUUACACGGUUCACCCGGAGGACCCGGAGGAUCAUUAUUUGGAAUCGCUGAUAAUAUUGUUAAUGGAGAAAAUUUGCAUAUUGUAAUUAAAGGAGGCAAAGGAAGUGACGGACAAGACGGUUAUGAUUUGGUAUGGAAUUUUGAAAAUAUUUCUUGGUGCGAUACAUUUCGAGAGAAUUUUGAAGGUGAAGGAGGAAAAGGUGGAACUAGCGGUGCUUAUAAAAUUCAUUUACCAAGUAACGUAAAUGAUUCGAAAAUACAUUUUACGCUUUCUAAAGGUAAUGACGGUAGGUCUGGUAAAUUUAUGAGAUUAGAAGUGGAUUAUGCUUACAUUCAAAAUAUGGUUAUAGUAAAAGAAAGUCUUUGCCAAAUAGUAGAUCGAAGAAUGAAAAAUGAACUAAGUAUUAGUUCCUCUAAUAUAGAUACUGAUAUUUUUGAAGACAAUUUUAUGACAAGUAUAUCACAUUACAGAAUAUUCAUUUUAAACAAAGCCCUUACUUUACUGAACGAAGGGAAUACGUAAAUUUAUAUAAAAAGUUUAACGAUCCGCAAUUUGUACCAUUUCCCUUUCUAGAUGACUUUAACUAUGAACUAUUAGACUUAAAAUACUUCUACUCUUUAAAAAGAAAAACAUCUGUUUUAAAUUCUAUGUAUACUGAAAUGCGAGAAGUUCUCAUGUUGCUUAAAAAACAAAAAAAUUCUACUAAUAAGUACGAAAUAUUUUCAUCUAAAUUAAAUGAACUGUAUAGAAAAAUGAACUCAAAUGUAUAGAGGCGAUUCUUCAGGAUGUGGUCACUUUUGACAAACUUACUUUUUAAGAAAAACAUUUUUUUUAAUUAACUUUUUACUUAUAAAUCUUAUCAAUUAGUAUUAAUCUUCUAGAUUUAGAAUUGGUUGAAGGAGGCCAGUAUAUGUUGGAUGAUGAAAAUGUGUGUAAUGACAAAUUGUUAAUCAAAUUGUAAGGAAUUUGAUUUACUCAGUUUCCUAUCAGACGUUUAGUAUGAAAAAAAUGAUAAACAAUAGUUAUUGUUAAUAUAAUGUACAGCAGUUGACAUUAAUUUUGGAAGAAUGGGAAUUUUAUUAAAAAGGCUUAUUUAAUGCAAAUCUAUGCCGAUUAAAAAUGUCUACUAUUUUCUACAUAUACUCAGUAUAUGUUUUUAAGUGAGAAAAAAAUUAUAAACAAUAGCUAAUGUUUAUAAAAUGUACAGCAGUUGACAUAAAUGUCGGAAAAAAGGGCGAGUACAUUAAAAAUUUUAAUUUAAGACAAAUCUACGUCGAUCAGAAGUGUCUACUAUUUUUUUCCAAACUUAGUACUUGUCCCUCAGUAAAAAAAAAUUAUAAGCAAUAGCUAUUGUUUAUAUAAUGUACAGCAAUUGACAUUAAUGUCGGAAAAAUGUGGAUUUUAUUAAAAAGUUUUAUUUGAGGCAAAUCUAUGGCCGAUUAAAAAUGUCUACUAUUUUUUUCCAAACUCAGUACUUGUCCCUCAGUGAGAAAAAAAUUAUAAACAAUAGCUAUUGUUUAUAAAAUGUACUGCAGUUGAUAUUAAUGUCAGAAAAAUGAUUUUUGAGAUUUAAUUUAACAUUUUUUUUUUGUAAAGGUAGUAAUGAAAAAAUUUUUAUUAACAAUAUAUUUUUGACUCACCUCUUUACACCUUUUUGUUAUUUUCUUUCCUUAUUUAAAAAAACUAUGAUAUAAAGUACAACUUCAGUGUCGUGAUGAAUCCUCUUUCCUUUCUGUUCCCUC
Molecule: messenger RNA, 2488 nt
Organism: Leptopilina heterotoma
Lineage: Eukaryota; Metazoa; Arthropoda; Insecta; Hymenoptera; Figitidae
Exons: 2
Coding region: 75-1268 (397 amino acids)
Source: RefSeq, a predicted model, not a curated record